Molecule: messenger RNA, 601 nt
Organism: Drosophila erecta
Lineage: Eukaryota; Metazoa; Arthropoda; Insecta; Diptera; Drosophilidae
Product: E3 ubiquitin-protein ligase RNF8
Exons: 1
Coding region: 57-548 (163 amino acids)
Biological process (GO): interstrand cross-link repair; protein ubiquitination
Cellular component (GO): nucleus
Molecular function (GO): ubiquitin protein ligase activity
Source: RefSeq, a predicted model, not a curated record
UGUUUGAGUCUUGCCCAUGUAGAAUUCGGGUUAGAUGUCAAAGUUCGAGCAUAAUAAUGUUACAUUUACAUAAAAUUCAGGAAUUGUUCGACCAGCUGCACGAGCAGCAGCAGGACCUUCAAGAGCUGCUCCUGGAGGAGUGUCCUGCCAGUCCAGAACAGCGACUAGUCCAACUGGAGUCGAGCACAUCACGCAUGCAUCAAUACCACAGAAAGCGCGAGGACAUGCUGUUGAGCUUAGAGGAGGAGAUAUCCAAAUAUGAGUCCGCCACGCCGCUGGUGGAUCGCAUUGCCCAAAUGCACAGCCAGGUGAGCGCGGUGAACGAGGCGCUGGACAAGAUGUACGAAAUCAACGUCUGCUCCAUCUGCGACCUGAAAUGUGGGCCACAUGGCAGGCAUUCCCUGGUGUCCCUGCGCUGUGGCCACCUCUUCGGAUGCAACUGCAUCAACAAUGCGCUGCGGGAGUCAUCUCGAUGCCCCACCUGCUCGCGGGCAGCCCUUCAACACCAUGUCCGCAGGAUCUACGGCUUGCACUUUUAUCCUUUUUAGCUGCGUUGCAUUUUCCACCUCCAGUUACUGCCAAUUUAGAUAUAUUUUAUAAU